This is a messenger RNA of Mesocricetus auratus (golden hamster), 627 nucleotides long. Its product is annotated as 60S ribosomal protein L36a. Gene Ontology annotation, biological process: translation. NCBI's taxonomy places the organism in Eukaryota, Metazoa, Chordata, Mammalia, Rodentia, Cricetidae. Gene Ontology annotation, molecular function: structural constituent of ribosome. Bases 16 to 585 code for a protein of 189 amino acids. The transcript has 5 exons. Gene Ontology annotation, cellular component: ribosome; cytosolic large ribosomal subunit. The record is from RefSeq and is a predicted model, not a curated record.
AAAAGGGGUGGAGUAAUGAGGUUGCAGGGUGCUGGGCGGGAGGAAGUGGAGGAGACAGCCAGACUGCAGGCGCAGCCUUGGCUGAAGCGCUUGCUGGCUGCUGAAACAGAUCAUCCAGCCAUCCGAGGGCGCUGUGCUGGGAUCUUUACAGACUCUAUGAUAGCUGUCUCCCACGGCUCGGAGGAAGUGCACCCAGGCACCUCCUAUAAACUUCCGUCGCUGGCCUUCCCUCUUUCUUUCUGUGCCGAUAUCGCUCCCGCCAACAUGGUGAACGUUCCUAAGACCCGCCGGACGUUCUGCAAGAAAUGUGGCAAGCACCAGCCCCAUAAAGUGACACAGUACAAGAAGGGCAAGGACUCUUUGUAUGCCCAGGGAAAGCGGCGUUAUGACAGGAAACAGAGUGGCUAUGGUGGGCAGACUAAGCCUAUUUUCCGGAAAAAGGCUAAAACUACAAAGAAGAUUGUGCUGAGGCUUGAGUGUGUUGAGCCCAACUGCAGAUCUAAGAGGAUGCUGGCUAUUAAGAGAUGCAAGCAUUUUGAACUGGGAGGCGAUAAGAAGAGAAAGGGCCAAGUGAUCCAGUUCUAAGCUGAUCGUGUUAUGAAGACAAUAAAAUCACAAUAAAAGAAA